UCGUGACAUUCAUUCGGCUCCUCUUAUUAAGAUCACCACCGAAGGGGAACAAAAAUGGGACUCGCCUUCGCAAUAGGCAUUCUGUGGCUUUUCCCACCGGUACUUUUACAACAGCAGAAAACACCAGAAAUCAUCUUUCAACGGAUUGAACAAACGUCAGGGUUCGACAUACUGACCAGCAAUCUUCGGGUCACAAAAUUCAACCGAACUUGUGCCGUUUUGAAUGGAACUGUGGAUUUAUUAGUUGAUCUGGACAACAGCUACACGUUCCAAGGCAAUUUGGCGUACAGUCGACUGGGCAACAAUCAGUUCAACAUGUCUCCGAUGAAGGUGCCGGAAGAUCCCAUGUGCGAUUUCUUGAACGAUACAUAUCGUGAAUAUCAGGACGUGUUCGAAGAGAAAACUAAUCAUCCGUUCAUUGAGCCGGAAGGAUUGUGCCCGUUUCCCGCGGGACUGUACUGGUACAAGAAUCUGGUGGUCGACGGUUCAAAGUUGCCGUACGAUUUUGAGGAAGGAUACUAUCGGGUUACAAUUUUGAUCACGGGAGUAGAGAGUACCAUGGAGUUGAACGUUUAUCUUACUUUAGCGUGGGAAUAGAAUGGUGUUGUUUCAAAAA
Messenger RNA from Aedes aegypti (yellow fever mosquito), 616 nucleotides. RefSeq lists its product as uncharacterized. Bases 55 to 597 code for a protein of 180 amino acids. Lineage: Eukaryota; Metazoa; Arthropoda; Insecta; Diptera; Culicidae. The transcript has 2 exons. The record is from RefSeq and is a predicted model, not a curated record.